Messenger RNA from Cercopithifilaria johnstoni, 900 nucleotides. NCBI's taxonomy places the organism in Eukaryota, Metazoa, Nematoda, Chromadorea, Rhabditida, Onchocercidae. The record is from the annotation of a GenBank genome assembly.
AUGAUUGUAAAUAAAGUUCGAACGAUUCUUCGAAUUAUUUUGAAGAUUACUCCAACCAAAACGUUGAUCGAUUUUGGUGAUUUGCGUUCAGCUCCAGAUUGUCACGCAGAAUGUAUUGGAUGCACGGAAUCACGAUCAGCAGUUAGCUGUUUUUCUUGCAGACAUUUCACACAAUCCUUGCGUAAUCGUGCAGGGUUCAAAUGUGUGGCCAAGUGCGAUGAAGGGUACUUCCUAGAAGGGUAUAAAUGUCGUGCAUGCAGUCCAAAUUGCAAAACAUGCAUCAAAGCAGAACAGUGCGAAACAUGCCCAGGCGCGCAACUCUUAAUCGAUGUAAAUCAUUACGGACACUUGGAUCACGGACAAUGCAUCGAUACAUGUCCACCUGAACUCGAGCCGGACUAUACAAUAGCAGUGCAGGCACGUUGUGUACUGAAAAGGAAUAAAUGCUCCAUUGGAUAUUAUGAGGCAACAAAUUCUGUGUGUACGCCAUGUGAUGAUGCAUGCAGGAUAUGCCAUGGUCCUGGACCUUUGCAAUGUGAUUCGUGUGCCCCAAACUUCAGUAACCGAUCAGUAGGAUAUUGUCGACCAUGUUGCAGAGCGGGCGAGGAUCCAAUGCUACAUCAUUGCGAGGAUUGCACUUUGUUAUCACCAGAAGUACAUGGAAUGCAUUCAUCAGUGUUUCAUAUAUUGCUUUUCACAAUCAUUGUUCUGACUUUGUGUGUUAUCGUUUCUGUAUUCAUUAUAAAAAUUGGUAUUGGUAGUUCUUCGAGUCGUACUGAUCGAAAUAUCGAUUAUGCUCCUUUACCAGCCAAAGAACAGGUGAUCGAUUCGUUUGCAGAUACAACUGAUUCUGAGUCUGCCGAUGAACUCAAUGAUAAAAAUGAAUUCGAAAACUCAUGA